CUACCAAAACAAGUGCAAUGGCCUGCUGGGUCAGCCUAUUUUAAACGUCGAAAGAAAAAUACCCAAAUGUGUCGACAAAACACAGAAACAACGUGUCCGUUUCGACGUAGUAUUACAAUUUUUAACAAAAAUAUACACUUUACUGACGCGAUUGGUGACUGGAAUAGUAUUUAGUUUUCUUAAUUUUACAACCCCCCUCUUUAGAGCCAACAUGGUAGCGGCGUAAGGUCUUCUUCCUGUCAACGCCGCACGCGUGUGGGUCAAAGCCACAUUGUAGUCCUCGCUUUUUGUUAUUAUAAUGGAAUUAAGUCAGCAAGUACCGCGCAAAAGUUUUAUAUGUUCAUUCUCUGACUGUCAUGCAUCGUACAACAAAGCAUGGAAACUAGAUGCUCAUAUUUGCAAGCACACAGGGCUGAAACCAUUUGUGUGUGAACAUGACGGCUGUGACAAGUCAUUCUGCGACAAGUACCACCUAGCUCGGCACCAGUUGAGCCACAGUGGAGAGAGACCCUUUAGAUGUACAGUAGAUGGAUGCACAGAGGCCUUCACCACAAAUUACAAUUUGAAGAAACAUGUUAAUCGCAAACACAACCAUGAUGAGGAGAAACUGUAUGAAUAUGUGUGUAGCUUUGAGGGAUGUGGGAAAGUGUUCAGGAAGAACAAUCAGCUCAAGUCACAUGAGUGCCAGCAGCACACCAAACUACCUCCCUUUCACUGUACCUUUGAGGGCUGCGAGAAACAAUUCACUUUCCCCAACAAACUACGGCUUCACGAGAAGGUGCACAGAGGCUACCCCUGUGAAAAAGAUGGCUGUUCUUUCAUCGGAAAGACCUGGACUGAGUAUACUAACCAUAGGAGAGACGUCCACAGAGCCCUUUUUCAGUGUAAUGAGUGCAACAAGGUGUUUCGCGACACCUGGUUCCUGAAGCAGCACCAGCGUGUCCACGCAGAGGAGCGCCAGGUGUUUAUCUGUCCCAGGGAGGGGUGCCAGAGGUCCUUCACUACGCCAUUCAACCUGCAAAGCCACAUCGGCUCUUUCCAUGAGGAGCUACGGCCUUACACCUGCCCCCAUGAAGGCUGUGGAAAGACCUUUGCCAUGAAGCAAAGCUUACAACGCCACAGUGUUGUCCACGAUCCAGAAAGGAAGAAACAGAAGAAACCCCGACCCAAGCGAUCCCUGGUUUCCAGACUGAGUGGUUACAAGCCCAAUAAUAACAGUCGUCCAAUACCCCAUGCAGCUUUGCAAUCAGAAUCCAUUGCAAGGGGUCAGUCAGAGCAAACGAACACUGUUGGAUCAGAGCCUAUUACCCUGGUAUCCCUUCUUCAGGACACAGUCUUUUGCAACUCUGGUUAAGAAAUCAAACUGUGACCAUCUGACUGGAUUUUGCCUUAUGGCAGUAUUACUUUCAGUGCCAAUUAGCGUACAUUUACUCCAGACAACCCCCCCCCCCCCAUGAUAUUGCCUUCGCUAGUUUAGUUCACUGUGCAUAGAUCUUUCAUUUGUACUUGAGCUCAUGAGUUUACAUGCACAACUGUUAACUUAAUACAAUCAAACUGAAGUGCUGGGCAUGGUGGGCUGUGAGCUGGUAUCAGGAUGGUGCUGCGGCAACUGUUCAUUUCUUUGACUUCCUUAGCAGGUGGACACAGGAUGCACAUGGUAGCUCUUCCAUAUUGGAUGACUUUGGGUUUGGAAAGAAUUCCUGUCAGCACCUCUGUUGCACUAUCUGCUCCAUGGUUGUGUCCUGCCGUCAAAAUCAUAAAAGUAUGGAAUGCG
Oncorhynchus gorbuscha (pink salmon) is the source of this 1774-nucleotide messenger RNA. RefSeq names its product transcription factor IIIA-like. Gene Ontology annotation, cellular component: nucleus. Lineage: Eukaryota; Metazoa; Chordata; Actinopteri; Salmoniformes; Salmonidae. The record is from RefSeq and is a predicted model, not a curated record.